Molecule: messenger RNA, 984 nt
Organism: Closterium sp. NIES-65
Lineage: Eukaryota; Viridiplantae; Streptophyta; Zygnematophyceae; Desmidiales; Closteriaceae
Source: the annotation of a GenBank genome assembly
AUGACCGCAGAUCACGCCCGACUGCUCAAACUGCACGAUCGUCGCCGGCUCCUCCGGCUUCAAGGAAAGUCUCCCUCCGCCAAAACCGGCACACAAAACGGCGCAGUUAGGGCGGGAACAGGGGAUUGGACGAUCAGUGCAAACGUGGGGAACAUAUCUCUGGCCGAAGGGACGGUGACGGAAGUGGGAGGCGGAGCGUUCUACCAGCUAGGAGGCAAUAUGGAGAUGACUAUAGCGGGCCUCUAUUGGGCGGAGGUGCAGCUCGGGCAGCCCGUGCAAAAGUUUAAGGUUCAGAUUGACACGGGCAGUGACGUCAUGUGGGUCACCUGCGCGCCCUGCCUCGCCUGUCCGGUCGCUUCCACAGUGGUGCGUGGCUUCUCAUUCCGCACUACCAAGUCACUGAUCCCUGACGUGCCUGAAAAGCACACCCUCUUAUUCAUCACCACUAUCCUCCCCCACUUCCCAAACACCGCAUCUCUCGCACAGGUCCUUUCCCCGCCGUACGACAUUACCAAGUCGUCAACAGCUCAGGUGGUUGAUUGCGGCACCUCCACCUGCUCGGCGCUGCAGCAAACCAGACGAACCCUCGGGCAGGGAUGCCUGGACAUCUUGUAUCCCAGCUCAGGGGACCCGCGGUGCUACUACGGCAUCCAGUACGCCGACAAGUCCAGCAGCACCGGCUACUUGGUUAAAGACCGGCUUACCUUCUCUACUUUGGGCGGUGAUCCCGCUUCUAUGGACUACCUGUUUGGCUGCGGGUUCCAGCAGUCAGGCAACCUGGUAUCGGGCAAUCAUCUAGUCGAUGGAGUGAUGGGGCUCAACAUGGGGGCGCUCUCCAUGCUCACUCAGAUGCAGGUGGCACGCAAGACCAACGGCGUGUUUGCGCACUGUCUAGGGGGCGAGGAGCUCGGUGGUGGGAGUCUCAUUUUCGGCACAGUUCUGGAGGAUGGGCUGCUGUACACGAGUCUACUGGACGAUAGGUGA